Melitaea cinxia (Glanville fritillary) is the source of this 1202-nucleotide messenger RNA. RefSeq names its product mitochondrial cardiolipin hydrolase-like. The transcript has 2 exons. The coding region runs from base 1 to 762 and encodes 253 amino acids. Gene Ontology annotation, molecular function: RNA endonuclease activity producing 5'-phosphomonoesters, hydrolytic mechanism. The record is from RefSeq and is a predicted model, not a curated record. Lineage: Eukaryota; Metazoa; Arthropoda; Insecta; Lepidoptera; Nymphalidae.
AUGACUUUAAAUCCUCGUCUUCUAUCAUCUGCUGCUGCAGUUAUUUUAACGUUUGCUGUGUCUGCGGCUGCAUAUUAUUAUAAAAGAAGAAAUUUCGAAAUUAAUGAAGUGAUGGUGUUUUGUAAAUUACAGUUCAAUGCGUAUAAUUACUUCGACAAGUUAGUCAGUUUUAUAGAAAGUGCAAAGAAGGGUGUAAACGUUUGCAUGCCCGGCAUACACAAUCCAGCAAUACAGGCCCGAUUAGUUGAUUUAAUCAAGUCAAAAAAUAUAAAAAUCCGUAUUGUUAUAGACCGAACAGGAUACAAUGAUUCAACUGAAUUUUUUAUUAAAGAACUUAUAGACGCUGGAGCUGAAAUAAAAUGCAAAGUUAAUCAAUCAACAUUUACGAUGCAACAUAAAUUCUGCUUAGUGGACGACAAAAUUCUGAUGACAGGAACGCUAAAUUGGGGUAACGACCGGUCAUUUGAUCAUUGGAAUUAUGUAUAUAUAACAAGCAAACAACAACUAGUCGAACCAGUCAAGAGGGAGUUUUAUCACAUGUGGAACAUCGCUAGUGACGUACAAUCAGUUUUUCAUAUUUACUGCGACAGCGAUGCGGAGACAGUUGAAAUAUGUAAUCUCCGCGAAAUGUCAACGUCAGACGAAAGUGUCAAUAAUGAUAAUGAUCAUGUAAUCGGUAAUGUUGACACCCCUUUAGCUAAUCAGACGACAAGCGAAAAAAUUAAUACCUUUUCUAACAAUGGUAUAUCUCUAGAAGUAUAAAAUAAUAAUUGUUAUAUUUAUGUAUUUAAUUUUCGUUUAACUGAUACUAAUAAUAUUUAUUAAAUUCAUCAGCUGGCUGAAAUUAAUCAAGAUAAAUUAUUUUUAAAUGUACCUUUUAAAAACAUGAAAUAUUUUAUAACGAAGACUUUUUAAUUUUUUAAAUGUGUUGUGAAUAAUAAAAUUGUCAUAUGAAAUUCAAAAGAAAAUUUGUCAAACUUUAUUGUCAAUCUCCAUUUUUCUGGUCUUAUAUUUUCUUAAUUAUAUUUUAUUUCAAUGAAACUACAAACACUUUUACAUUUAAAAGCGUUUUUCGUACUAUUUUCAUAAUUAUUUUUCAAUAUUGUCUGUAUACUAUCUUGCCUUGUGUGCAGUUUUUUCUAUUCUCUAUAUAAUUUUUUAUAAAAUACAUGUUUUUUCAAUAAAACGAAUGCUUUAAUAUA